This is a messenger RNA of Aphanomyces astaci, 216 nucleotides long. RefSeq lists its product as hypothetical. The transcript has a single exon. Bases 1 to 216 code for a protein of 71 amino acids. Lineage: Eukaryota; Oomycota; Saprolegniomycetes; Saprolegniales; Verrucalvaceae. The record is from RefSeq and is a predicted model, not a curated record.
AUGCACCAGCACUUUACGAUCAAAGCGCUAGUGUACGAACACCGCGGGUCCGGGUGGAAGACGUCGCUGUUGUACUACGGCCUCUGGAACGACCUGACGUUUGCUAUGCAAGCAAACCGAUCGUUGGUUCGCAACACAACCAAGUAUUCGUACGAAGAAACCGUGUUCCCUGCCUACGCCGGGGUGUCGCUGUCGUCCGUGUCGGCCGUGCCGUGA